AUGGGAGGGAGAGAAACAGAGAGGAGGAUAAUUAUUCCUUCGUCCUAUCUUAUGGCGACGGCGGCGGCCAAGAAGAGGUCGGGUGGCGACGGCGCCGAGGAGGAGAGGUGGACACGACGGUGCAGGGCCGAGGAGGCUCAGGUGACCGACGACGAGGUCGAGGAGUUCUUCGCCAUCCUCCAGCGGAUGCGGGAGGCCGCCAGAUUCUUCGUUGCGACGAGGGGUGGUGCUGCUGGUCGUGAGGGCGUCGGCGGCGAAGCCAAGGGGGAGAGGGUGACGCAGACGGCGCGGCGGUGGCAGCCGGCGUUCGAGAGGGAGGACUUCGAGGAGUCGGGCGCCGUCGAGAAUGCCGCACCGAGGGGGAUGGAUGCGGCGGUAUCGGAGGAGGAGGUUGAAGCGGUGGUGGAGAGCGGGAUCCCGAGGGAGUCGCUCGAUCUGAACGCCGUGCCGGUGACGGAGGAAUAA
Messenger RNA from Musa acuminata subsp. malaccensis (wild Malaysian banana), 465 nucleotides. Its product is annotated as protein NEGATIVE REGULATOR OF RESISTANCE-like. Lineage: Eukaryota; Viridiplantae; Streptophyta; Magnoliopsida; Zingiberales; Musaceae. Gene Ontology annotation, biological process: regulation of systemic acquired resistance. The record is from RefSeq and is a predicted model, not a curated record.